GAGGAUCGAUCCAACCUAGCGCGUCUUCUGUUGCUGUCGCUAGCACACCAACGUCACCAUCAUCGAUGCCGUCGUUAUCGCCGCCGGCUCCCAGGAGCCGGAACCGAGGGAAAGAGUCCAAGAGGGUUUCCGAGAGGAGCUGGGCGGAGCUGCCCCUGGACGCGUUGCUCUGCGUCUUCCACAAACUGGACCGCGCCGACCUUAUGUUCGGGGGCCCGUCCAUGGCGUGCCGCUCCUCGCGCCAAGCGGCACGCCAGCCCGAGCUGUGGCGCUAUGUCGACAUGCGCGGCCACUCCAGGCUCAACAGGACGGCGCGGCUCUUCGCCAUCCCGUUGAGCGCGGGCCAGUGCCAGUGGUUCUUGGGCGAUCACUACGUGGACGACGACCUGCUCCUUUACCUCGCACAGCAUGCACCCUCGUUAAAGAGCCUCUGUCUCAUCGGGUCCAGGCACAACAGCAAACCAUUUGCAGAGGCACUCAAGAAGCUCCCUCUGCUCGAGGAGCUCGCGCUUUCGAAUUGUAAUUUUAGGCAUGCCUGGCGAGCGCUUGAAUUCUGCCCACAGCUGAAGCAUUAUAUACAUAUCAAGCAAUCCGUUCACCCAGGGAUAUAUCCACACAUUGGUCGACCCCAUUCCCACAACAUGGAAGCCUUUGCGAUUGCACGGUUGCCCAACUUGCUUUCCUUGCAGCUCUCCGGAGACAACCUUGAUAAUGAAGGGUUAUCAGCCAUCCUCAACAACUGCCCACACCUAGAGUCGCUUGACUUGCACAGCUGCCCCAAUAUCCACAUGGAUAGCAGCCUGCUCGUCAAGUGUGCUCAGAUCAACAACACGAAGAAACUGUGGCGGUAUGCCUUAACUGACAAUCGGGUGCAUUGUUGGGUCGACAAACAUGCAUCUUCAUAUGACAUCAACUGAUGUCUGAUCAUAUUGUGUCAAUUUUCCAUCAGGAAAACCUAUUAGGUGUUGUUGUUUGUACACGUGGCAGGACAUGUACCACGACAAUGCAUGGUGAUGACAAUGCUUAUAACUUUUGGUAUAGUGACACUUGUACUAAUCAGUAAUUGUCGCUACUUUGCUUGUGUUGUUGAUAUCCGUCUUAGAGAGCAUGAUAGGAUUAUGGACAAGGGCACACGUAGGUACACUAGAA
Messenger RNA from Triticum aestivum (bread wheat), 1149 nucleotides. RefSeq names its product putative F-box/LRR-repeat protein 23. The transcript has 2 exons. The record is from RefSeq and is a predicted model, not a curated record. NCBI's taxonomy places the organism in Eukaryota, Viridiplantae, Streptophyta, Magnoliopsida, Poales, Poaceae. Bases 66 to 917 code for a protein of 283 amino acids. Gene Ontology annotation, molecular function: protein binding.